ACAGAGUCUCUACACCAAAGAGGAUGUCCCCUCCACUGCCUAGCCUCGCUCUCCUGUUGGUGGUACUGCUGAUCACGACAACGAUCACGACUGCGACUCCGCCGACAACGACGACUCCGGCGACUACGACGACUUCGACUCCUAGGACCACAUUUGAUCAGCUCUGCCCGUACUCCUGUAACUGUUACGGCACCAAAGUGGACUGCAGUAGUCUGGGUCUCACCGCGGUGCCUCAGGGCGUCCCCGCGUCAACCACACACUUAUAUCUCCGCAGCAAUAACAUCAACAGCAUCAGCGUCGUCGACUUCCGCGGCCUGAACGCUCUCCAGGAGCUGGAUCUUAGCAGCAACAAAAUCAGGACCAUCCCGUACGGCGUCUUCGAUCUGCCCAAUCUUGAAAUCUUACGCCUUCCCUUUAACUCCAUCGACAGCUUCGCCACCGGAUCCGGUCCCUUUAUAGGGUUAAACAACCUGAAACAGCUGAUUCUGACCGGCAAUGCGAUCACCACUGUGUCUGGCGAUGUCUUUACUGGACUCUCCACACUGGAGAACUUGUAUCUCGACAACAAUGACAUCAAUACCAUCACCAGCAGUGCCUUUACAGGUCUAAGCAGCCUGCAGUUGCUAGACCUGAAUACGAACGCCAUCGAUACUGUUCCCACCGGUACUUUCUACGGACUUCCCGUUCUUCAGACGCUGGUUCUUCGUGAUAACAACAUCGGCGCCCUUUCCAGCGGCAGUCUCAGCGGACUGAACACUGUCCGGACUCUGGACCUCAGUAGCAACUCCAUCUCCGCCAUAGCGAGCGGCACUUUCGCGUUUUCCUCCAACCUCACGGACUUGGACCUCAAUAACAACGUCAUUGGUUCUCUCCGAGCUAACACUUUCGUAGGAGCUAGUUCUCUCAAGACCCUGCGUCUCCGUGACAACGCCAUCAGCACUAUCGAGCGCGACGCUUUCGCAGGGAUGCUCCGUAUGGACUCAGUCGAUCUUCAAAACAACGCCCUCACCAGCAUUGAUGAAGGGGAUUUCCUGGGUCUACGCGGAGCCACAACUCUGAACCUGGCGGACAACAAGAUCGCGGCGCUACCGGCGUGGGGGUUCCGAGGGGCGGAGGAUCUGGUCAGCAUCGAUCUAGGGAACAACAAGAUCAGCAGCAUCCAUAUAGACGCCUUUAGGGGACUGCCGGAUCUCAAGACUUUGGACCUGCGCGACAACGCUCUCAACGCGACUUUGGGCGGGAUGGUACCAGGGCUCCAGAGCCUCGACACUCUGAAACUCAGCGGGAAUAAAAUCAACAGUAUCCCGAGAGACGCUUUCCAGGGACUCAACCUCAUCUCCUUAGAUCUUAGUAUGAAUAACAUAAGUAGUGUUCAACCUGGAGCUUUUAACGGCCUGAGAAAUCUGGAAUCUCUGGAUCUGAGUCAGAAUAAGAUCGAGAGUGUACCGGGCAUGAUGUUCCCUCAGCUGCCCAGCCUUCGCACGCUGCGUCUGCAGAACAACCCGUGGAACUGCAACUGCAAGCUGCUGGAACUGGUCCGCUGGAUGCAGGUAACAAGCGUGGAUUUGGGUAACAGAAACGAGAUAGUCUGCUCCCCCGCUGGUCCCUUCACCGGCCUGGCCUUCAUGCCCGUUCCAAACGUAUCCCAGGAACUGGAGAUGUCUUGCGCAGAUCGGACGUCACCGAGACCCCGGCCGGUCCCGCAGUCGCCCACAACUAGAGGCACACGGGGGACGACCGUACGGAUUCCUAUAGCUACCACCACAGAUGAAGACCACACGACCCCGUUGCCGCCUCCCCCGCCCCAGGGGCUGACCAACACCACCGUGAUCGUGAUCUCCGUGGUGGUGUCCCUGGCCGUGGUGACCGUCGCCGCCUGCGUGCUCGGCUUCCUGUGGGCCAAGAAGAAGCGCCGGAUGGCUUUCGAAGUCGGUCGGGGCGGGACUAAUGGUCACGACAACCAUUACAUGGACCUUACAGGUUUCCCAGCCAGCCAGCCCCCACCGGUGCCCAUCCGGUCCCAGUUCCAGAAGUACGAGCUGGACCGGAAAGACCUGGAGUUGAAGGAAGAGAUUGGCAGGGGCGCCUUUGGGGUGGUCCACCUAGCGACGCGCCACAAGAACGACAACGGCUUCCCCACCGAGGAGACAGUGGUGGUCAAAACCGUGCACGCUUACGCCGGGGCACAGGAACGGGUCACCUUCGUCCGUGAGAUCGAGACGACCCUUGACCUUGGGAAACACCCAAACCUGCUAGGAUUGGUGGGCUGCUGCACUACGUCACAUCCGGCCUACAUGGUGACGGAGUACAUGCCGUACGGAGACCUGAAGGAGUUCCUGCUCAAGUGCAGGAAGGCAGACGAGAGGAUGAAGGACAGCACUUAUGACCUCGACGAACUGAACAAGUACCAGAUCGCCAGGCAGAUCGCAAACGGAAUGAUCUUCAUCUCUCAAGCCGGGUACGUGCACGGCGACCUGGCGGCCCGGAAUGUGCUGGUGGGAGAGAACCUGGUGGUGAAGAUCGCAGACUUCGGGCUGGCCACAGACGUCUACGAGCGAGGCUACCAGCGGCAGGACGCGGAGCAGAAGAUCCCCGUGAGGUGGAUGGCGCCGGAAAGGCUGCUGAGGGAGGGCAGGUACACCAGCAAGAGCGACGUUUGGUCGUUCGGCGUGGUUCUUUAUGAGAUCGCGACGCUGGGGAACGUUCCGUACCCAGGACUGGACCGGCAGCUGAUGGAGGAGCUGCGCAGUGGCUACCGGGAACCGCAGCCCGAGAACUGUCCGCAGGAGAUGUACUCCCUGAUGCUUCAGUGCUGGCAGUGGGAGGAAGAUGACCGGCCGGAGUUCCACUGUAGUAGUUACAUGCAGAGUACUAACAGUUGUCACAGUAUUGUCAGGUACUCCCUGAUGCUUCAGUGCUGGCAGUGGGAGGAGGACGACCGCCCGGAGUUCCAGCAGCUUUACACGGAGCUGGACCGGCUGAUGGAGGGCUGCUGUGACGUCACCUAUCUCGAACCAUUCGACGACCCCGCUGGGGCCGAGGCAGCAGGAGCUUCUCCACAAGCAGUUCCCGAAGAAGCCAAUGAGGACUCCUCUGCAGAUCCCAAGACGAAUGACAAGACGCACUCAGGUCACCGCCCAAGGUCAAGGAGUUUGUGGAAGCUGCUGAGAGACUCCAUCUCUAAUAACAGAGCUACGUCUUCAACACCACAGGAAAAACACACACCAGAGAUUCAUUGA
Molecule: messenger RNA, 3239 nt
Organism: Branchiostoma floridae (Florida lancelet)
Lineage: Eukaryota; Metazoa; Chordata; Leptocardii; Amphioxiformes; Branchiostomatidae
Product: probable serine/threonine-protein kinase DDB_G0278509
Exons: 12
Coding region: 24-3239 (1071 amino acids)
Biological process (GO): protein phosphorylation
Cellular component (GO): plasma membrane
Molecular function (GO): ATP binding; protein kinase activity; protein binding
Source: RefSeq, a predicted model, not a curated record